Messenger RNA from Plutella xylostella (diamondback moth), 1609 nucleotides. Its product is annotated as facilitated trehalose transporter Tret1. Gene Ontology annotation, biological process: transmembrane transport. Gene Ontology annotation, cellular component: membrane. Lineage: Eukaryota; Metazoa; Arthropoda; Insecta; Lepidoptera; Plutellidae. The record is from RefSeq and is a predicted model, not a curated record. Gene Ontology annotation, molecular function: transmembrane transporter activity.
AAGCUAGGCGUUUAAUAAAAAAAACAAACAUACAAUAUUUUUUGUUACUGUAAAAAGUUUGUAUUGUUGUUAACAAACUUUUUGGUGAGAUUAGUUAUGUUCGAAAAAUUUAAGGGUGAAUUGAAGUUGAAAUGGCGCCAAUAUUUAGCAGCUUCUUUAGCGAGCUACGGCAGCCUGUGCACCGGCAUGUCGAUGGGCUGGACGUCGCCCGUGCUGCCGGCGCUGCGCGGGCCGCACUCUCCGCUGCCGCAGCCGCCCACCAGCCAGCAGGAGUCCUGGGUCGGCUCGCUGCUCGUGCUGGGAGGACUGCUAGGUCCGCUAAUCACCGUGCCGCUUUCCCGCCACGUGGGGCGCCGCUACAUCAUCAUGGGCUCCAACAUCCCUCUGCUCCUGGGCUGGCUACUGGCUCUGGUCGCCACAAAUCUGGAAACGCUUUACGCAGCGCGAGUCAUGUGGGGAUGCGCCACGGGAAUGAUGUUUGCCAUGGUGCCGAUUUAUAUUGGGGAGAUUGCUGAGGACCAAAACCGCGGAGCCCUAAGUGCUCUAUUCCUCCUCUUCAUCAACGUGGGCUUCCUGCUCGCGUACGCCAUCGGCCCCUUCAGCGACUACUGGGGCCUGACCGGGGCCGGCGGGGUGCUGUCGCUGUUCUACAUACCCUUCACUUGUUUUAUACCUGAGACGCCGUUCUUCUUGGUUUUGAAAGGAAAAACAGAAGAGGCCUCAAAAAUCCUGCAAAAACUGCGCGGCACCCCUGAAGACAGUGUAAGGGAAGAGUUGGAAGCACUCAAAACAAUGGUGGCUCGAGAAUUCAAAGAGGAACCUCGAAUAAGCGAUCUAUGGGCAACACGGGGGAACGUCAAGGCUCUGGGCAUUUGUGUGUUUCUGGCGAUGCUGCUUCAGUUGUCUGGUAUUGAUGUUCUGCUGUUUUACAUGGAAGAGCUCCUGGGAAAAGUUGGCACCAACAUUACGGCGUCCGAUGGAACUAUCAUUAUGGGUGUUGUGCAGGUGGUAACAAGUUGUGUGACCCCACUGGUGGUGGACCGACUUGGCAGGAAACUCCUCAUGUGGACAACGUCUCUUGGUCUCACGAUAUUUUUGACGAUCAUAGGGUUCUACGCGUUGCUGGACAACUAUUAUAAGAUCGACGUCUCGCAUUUCGCGUUCAUACCACUUCUGUGUCUCAUCAUUUAUAUGGUGCUGUUUACAUUGGGCGUGGGCCCGGUGCCGUGGAUCCUGGUGGCGGAGAUGUUCCCCGCGCGGACCAAGUGCCUCGCCGGCGGGAUCUGCUCCUUCAUGUGCUGGCUGGCCGGCUUCGUGUGGACCAGAUUCUUCCGCGACGUAGAGUCGUCCUACGGCAUCUACACUGCAUUCUGGAUCCUGGCGGCGUGCUGCGGCGUGGGCUUCCUGUUCUCAGUCACACUGCUGCCCGAGACCAAGGGGAAGACUUUUGACGAGAUACAGGAUAUGUUGAAUAAGAAAGACAAAUCGAAGGAGGUGGAGCCAGUUGCAGUUUAGUUUUAGCUAUAACACUCUAUGUAUGUAUAAUGUAAGCUUUAAGUAUAAUAUUAUAAAAUUACGGAAAUAUAAUAGCAGUAAAGAACUUUACCUA